CGCGCUGGGCCAGGGAGGCCUGGGAAGGGGCAAAGAAGGAACCUGAGCAGGAAGAGCGGCAGCGAGGCGGUGGCGAGGCGGCGGUGAGGCGGCAGCGGCUGAGUUGGUCGCGGCGACCGCGACGGCUCUCGACCUCGGAGAACAGGAUGCAGGUCCGCGUCGGGCUGACGCUGCUGCUCUGCGCGGUGCUCCUGGGCUCGGCAGCCGCGUCCUCGGAUGAUGAAAGUAACCAGGAUGAAUCCAUAGAUUCCAAGAGUUCUUUGCCAGCAGAUGAGUCGGUGAAGGACCACACCACCACAGGCAGAGUGGUUGCUGGCCAGAUAUUUGUUGAUUCUGAGGAAGCAGAGGUGGAGUCCCCUCUUCAGGAUGAGGAAGAGGGCUCUAAGACCGAGGAGGAAGUCAGUGUCUCAGAAGAAAUCAGCUUUGUAGACUCUCCAAAUCCAAGCAGCAAGAGUUAUGAAGAAGCAAAGAGAGUCCAGAAGCCAGUUUUGACUGCCAUUGAAGGUACGGCGCACGGGGAGCCCUGCCACUUCCCUUUUCUUUUCCUGGAUAAGGAAUAUGAUGAGUGCACAUCGGAUGGGCGGGAAGAUGGCAGACUGUGGUGUGCCACAACCUAUGACUACAAGACAGAUGAGAAGUGGGGCUUCUGCGAAACUGAAGAAGAUGCUGCAAAAAGACGCCAGAUGCAGGAAGCAGAGAUGAUUUAUCAGUCUGGGAUGAAGAUACUGAAUGGAAGCAAUAGGAAGAGCCAGAAGAGAGAAGCAUAUCGGUAUCUUCAAAAGGCAGCAGGCAUGAAUCACACCAAAGCCCUGGAGAGAGUGUCCUAUGCUCUUUUGUUUGGUGACUACCUCACCCAGAAUGUCCAAGCAGCAAAAGAGAUGUUUGAGAAACUCACUGAGGAAGGGUCUCCCAAAGGACAAACUGCCCUUGGCUUUCUGUACGCCUCCGGACUUGGUGUUAACUCAAGUCAGGCAAAGGCUCUUGUAUAUUAUACUUUUGGAGCUCUUGGAGGCAAUCUGAUAGCCCAUAUGAUUUUGGGUUACCGGUACUGGGCCGGCAUCGGAGUCCUCCAGAGUUGUGAGUCGGCACUGACCCAUUAUCGCCUCGUUGCCAAUCAUGUUGCUAGCGAUAUCUCCCUAACCGGAGGCUCUGUGGUCCAGAGGAUACGGCUGCCUGAUGAAGUGGAAAACCCGGGGAUGAACAGUGGGAUGCUGGAAGAAGAUUUGAUUCAGUACUAUCAGUUCCUAGCUGAGAAGGGUGACGUCCAAGCACAGGUUGGCCUGGGACAACUGCAUCUGCACGGAGGGCGUGGAGUAGAACAGAAUCAUCAGAGAGCAUUUGACUACUUCAACUUAGCGGCAAAUGCUGGCAAUUCACACGCUAUGGCCUUCCUGGGAAAGAUGUACUCCGAAGGAAGUGAUAUCGUACCUCAGAGUAACGAGACAGCACUUCACUACUUCAAGAAAGCUGCUGACAUGGGCAACCCUGUGGGGCAGAGCGGCCUGGGAAUGGCCUACCUCUAUGGAAGAGGAGUUCAAGUUAAUUAUGACCUGGCACUCAAGUAUUUCCAGAAAGCUGCUGAGCAAGGCUGGGUGGAUGGGCAGCUGCAGCUUGGCUCUAUGUACUAUAAUGGCAUUGGAGUCAAGAGGGAUUAUAAGCAGGCCUUGAAGUAUUUUAAUUUAGCUUCUCAAGGAGGCCAUAUCCUGGCUUUCUACAACCUAGCACAGAUGCAUGCCAGCGGCACAGGAGUGAUGAGAUCCUGUCACACUGCAGUGGAGUUGUUUAAGAACGUGUGUGAGCGAGGCCGCUGGUCGGAGAGGCUGAUGACUGCCUACAGCAGUUAUAAAGACGGGGACUACAAUGCUGCAGUGACCCAGUACCUCCUGCUGGCCGAGCAGGGCUACGAGGUGGCACAGAGCAACGCGGCCUUCAUCCUAGACCAGAGAGAAGCAACCAUUGUAGGUGAGAAUGAAACUUACCCCAGAGCUUUGCUGCAUUGGAACAGGGCCGCCUCCCAAGGCUACACUGUGGCUAGGAUUAAACUUGGUGACUACCAUUUCUAUGGAUUUGGCACCGAUGUGGAUUACGAGACUGCAUUUAUUCAUUACCGCUUGGCUUCCGAGCAACAGCACAGUGCCCAGGCUAUGUUUAACCUGGGCUACAUGCAUGAGAAGGGCCUAGGCAUUAAACAGGAUAUUCACCUUGCAAAACGCUUUUAUGACAUGGCAGCCGAGGCUAGCCCAGAUGCACAAGUCCCUGUCUUCCUUGCACUCUGCAAAUUGGGUGUCGUCUAUUUCUUACAGUACAUACGGGAAGCGAAUAUUCGAGAUAUAUUCACCCAACUGGAUAUGGACCAGCUUUUGGGACCCGAAUGGGACCUUUACCUCAUGACCAUCAUCGCGCUGCUGUUGGGUACAGUCAUAGCUUAUAGGCAGAGACAGCACCAGGAUCUGCCAGUGCCCAGGCCCCCGGGGCCACGGGCAGCUCCUCCCCAGCAGGAUGGACCACCAGAGCAGCAGCCGCCACAGUAGCAGCCGCAGGGCCACCUGGGUCCGUGACCACUAGGGAGCUGCUUGCUGAGAACACUUGUAUUUGAAAUAGGGCUCUGGAUGGUGGCCACCACCUGGAAGAGGCUCGAGGAAGUGUGGGAUCCCAGAAGCUGCUUGGAGCCUGCUGCCUUCCUUUUCAGGGACGAGUAGCUCUCACCAGAGCUACAGGGCAUGUUUGCUUCAGUGCCAUAUGGAAUGACAACUCUCAGUGGCUUCCCUCCUCCUCCUCCUCCUCCUCCUCCUCUCUUGUUUCUGGAAACAUACACAAGACACUCAAGUCAUGUCUCCCGUACCCACCUGUCUUCCCUGAGAGUUGUUUUAUCAUCCUGUCAAUGUGUGUAAGUUCCUACAUCAAUGUCUUUUAAAGUCCUGAGCAUUGACAACCUGGGAAAACUCAGUUGCGAGGUUAAACCAUAAAAAACAUGCUUAAGUCUGAGAAUAGAACUUGCCUUGAAGUCAAAAACAGAACAAGCCAAACAGGACGUCUUCAGGGUGUUUGGGAAAGGUCUACACAUAUUUGGCACUUUCUAUACUCAAAGGGAUUAUGGAGCGGUUUCCUGAACUGGCGACUGUGACACUUCCUAGCAGACUUUUCUUCCUCGAAGACUGAAAGGCUUUGCUCAAGAAUUCUUUGUGAGCUCCACUUCUUGUGAUGGAGUAGAAGUGAACUGACUCCUUGCACUCACAUAGGAACUUGCCCCCAACUCCUCAGUGUGACUUGCUUGUUGGUUUUAGUAUAGCGAGUAAUCCAGAAGCCAGAGGAUGGAUGAAAUGGAAAAAUCAGAAAACAGCCUUAAUCAGACUUCUGGGAGAUGAGACACACCCUCCCACAGCUGAUGCGUUGCUCCCCAGGUUUCAUUUUACUUUUCAUUUCUUACUUUACAGAGAACAUAGAACCCUCUGAAAGCCUUCGAAUAUGAAAUACUAUUGUCAAGAUACGGCAGGCAGUAACUUACCUUGUAAUACUAAAACUCAGAUUGUUGAGGAUGGGUUAGACCCAAUGCAUGGCGAAAACCAAGGCCUGGGUGUCCCAUUCUGUGUGAUCUGGGCACUUUCUCUUUCUGACAGUUUUGUGUGGCUGUAGAAAGUCAGCCACUUGCUUAGCUGUCAUGUUACCACCCUUCUAUUGUAGACAUUAGGAAAUAUGAAGGUUGUUACACUUGAAUAUUGCCUGCUUAAAAAGAUACAAAACAACAAACAUUGAGAGCUUCACAUAAUCACCUAUAUGAAGGAAAGCCUAAGGUGAAUUUGUGGUUUGUGUAAAUGGCAGCAUUCAGCAGCCACUGCCCCGUAAGUGAACUGACACCAGCCUGGUCAUAAUCACCUUUACAUUUUCUUCUGUAAUCCCUGUCUGCCAUGAAACUUGAGUUUAUCACUUGUGGAGUUUGUAACACUUUGGGUUUGAUGUUGGGAUUAUAAUCAGAACUAGAUUGAGUUCUUCUAUAGUGAACAUGAGGGCUUUAAAUGUGAAGUUGUAUUCUUUUGUGUGCUUACAGUAUUAUGGGAUACCUGGUAAGCAAACUUUCCUCCCAGAUAUUUGCCUCCAAGUUGGAAGAGGUGGCCACAGAGAGGCCAUAUGCAUAAAAGACGAUCUUUGAGAGGCAGCCAGUGUUCCUCUCAAAAACAUAAUGUUGCUUUGGGCAGUGCCUGUAAAUAGUAAGGCUUAUUCGGUGUGCUGUGCUUAAAGAUUAGAUUGUGAGUGGUACAAUAAAUUGGGGCCAUCACUUCUGCCUCUUCUCCCAGGCCCACUGCCAGCCCAGCGAGAUCCAUGGUGGCAGCGCUCUUCAUUUAGAAGGGACUGUUUUAAGUUAUUUGGAGGGACUGGGUACAGUGGUGUACCGGUAGUCCCAGCUCCUUAUGGGGCUGAGGGAGGAAAAUCACUUUAGGCCAGGAAUUCAAGACCAGCCUAGGCAGCCAAACAAGACCCAGUCUCAAAAAAUAAAUAGUUGGGAAACGCUAAGGUGAAUGUGACUUGUGUGGUUUUCCUGUACCACCGUCUAAUAUCUCCUUGGACAGCAGCAUUUUUGUCCAUCUUUACUUCAGAGUCCUGAAGUAAUUAUUUCUUAAUUUAAGAAAUAUUUCUUAAACUAGCAUACACUACCUACGGCUGGAUGGGACUGCGUGGCCGUGUCCUUUGUGUUAAUGCUGCCAAUAUCCUUUCCUUGGCUUGUUUCCACCUUGUUUCCAACCUGGGUCAUUUGCACCCAGAAGUCUGGGGAGCAUGUUUGAAAUAAUUCAGUUCUUACGGCUUCUCUCAAAGAUGGUCUCAAAAUGCUUUGCUCCUGUUCUCUUACUGCUCAUGGGACGUGGUACCUAAGCAAAUAGGAAUUGGAUUUGGUGUUUCUCUCAAAAAAUAAUGCACAGUACUUACUAAUGGCAUCCAUUUGAAUAAAGUGGCAAUAAAGCUAGUUAAUGUCAGUGACAUUAAGCCAACUCCAGGAUUCAGGAGUUUUAGCAUUAGGAUUUAGAUUGACAGCUAGAGUGUGGCUUCCUUGCUCCCGGCAGCCCAUCCCUCCCGCUGCCUUCUGUGGUGUCUUGUCCUCUCUUGGGCCCCUGUUCCCCUGUGUGCCUGCCCCAUUGGGGAGCCAGCUAUUUCAGAGUCUUGAGACCACGAACAUUACUUCAGUGGUGUUUCCACAAAGGUGAAGUUGUUCUUUUUGUGUUUGAAGUUUUUCUUUCUGGUUUCUGGGUUUUCUUGGUUACUAGCCUAUAGCACAGAAAAAGAUAAAUCAAAGGCUAUUUUUCUUUUCAAAAAUUCAUUAACACCUAAACCAGAUUCAUGUAAAAAUACAGGUCCUAAAUCUUGAUAUUCUUUAAAGUUUGUUCUUCUGAAUAUAAGAUUAACUUCUGAACAACAUUUUACCCCUCACCUGCCUUGUCUCUGCCACGGAGAAGCACUAGAGACCCCCUUCAGGGACCUGGUGCUGAGCCGACGGCUAGGUGUUCUCGACAGAGUUUGGUUUGGUUUGGCUGGUUGCUUGGUUUUUCCUCCCUUCUCUGCUCCCUCCUGUGUUUUCUCUUUAGUGCUUGAGAGCACACAUGUAGGCCUCCAGAGGUGGACCUCAGCUCGUCAUGUGUGUGGCAUUUGCCCAGUAUCUAAUUCCAUCUGCGAAACCUUCCUUUCCAGGGGUUUGGACUAACACUUCACGUGUACAUUUCAGAACAAGAUGCUUCUGGUGGCCCACUCCCUGCCAAGAAGAGCAGGCUUGUGUUUACUCCAGGAACAGCUAGUAUUUGAAAGUGACUCUAAAGUAUAUUAGACAACAUUAUAUGGCCAGAGGUAUACAAGAAAUAACCAGAGCAAAAGAACUAUUUUAUGCAAAAAAUUUCAUUAGUUAUUGCUCAGAUGAGAGAAAAAUAUUCCUAGAUGCUAUAUUGUCUGUUUUUUUAAAUGGGUAGUAUUCUUUGAGGAGAAGCCAAGUGUCUCUACCCACUAGGGAUUUCAAGAGAAUUUGAAAUAACCCCAUAUACCAAUGAUUUGUAUCUUAAAGGGACUGUUUCCACAAGUGAUUUUGUAUGCAUAAGAAGGGUCCGUUGGUUAUGUGCAGGGAGCCAUUCAUAUGUGCUGUCUUACUAUUUAUUGACGAACAAUCUGACACUAUUUCUCUUAUUUAAAAAACAAUGUUGACAUGAUCAAAGUAUGACCACUAUAAAUGUUGAGGGAACUGUUUAAAGAGCAUAAGUUGGCAUUGUGAAGGAACACCAUAGUAGACUUUUGUAAAUGUAUUUUGUAUGUAAUGGAAUGCAGUGUAAAGGCUGGUGGAGUGUAUUAUAAUUGUGUACACAAAUCCUGUUAAUAGAGAGAUGUACAGAUUCGUUUUGUACUGUAUCUUGAAACUUGUGAAAUAAAGAUCCCACCUCUGGUUA
Onychomys torridus (southern grasshopper mouse) is the source of this 6416-nucleotide messenger RNA. It is a transcript of the gene Sel1l, whose product is annotated as SEL1L adaptor subunit of ERAD E3 ubiquitin ligase. Gene Ontology annotation, cellular component: endoplasmic reticulum membrane. Gene Ontology annotation, molecular function: protein binding. The transcript is spliced from 21 exons. Lineage: Eukaryota; Metazoa; Chordata; Mammalia; Rodentia; Cricetidae. The record is from RefSeq and is a predicted model, not a curated record. Bases 147 to 2531 code for a protein of 794 amino acids. Gene Ontology annotation, biological process: ERAD pathway.